Molecule: messenger RNA, 711 nt
Organism: Brassica napus (rape)
Lineage: Eukaryota; Viridiplantae; Streptophyta; Magnoliopsida; Brassicales; Brassicaceae
Product: glutathione S-transferase T3-like
Exons: 1
Coding region: 1-711 (236 amino acids)
Source: RefSeq, a predicted model, not a curated record
AUGUACCCUUUCCUUAUGAGAGGUUUUCACAUGGUGGGGAUGUCUGGUCAUCAGAACACCAUUUCUUUAGUACUCAAGCAACAGAAACCUCAAGCAACAAAAACCUCAAGCUUCUGCGAAGACUCACCUACAGAUCAGAGAGAAAGGAAGAAAUGGAGCGUCUCGGAUGAUGUAGUGGUCAUUAGCGCAUGGCUAAACACCAGCAAGGACCCGGUUGUAGGGAAUGAGCAGAAAGCAGGUGCCUUCUGGUCACGCAUUGCUGCUUACUUUGCAGCUUCUCCAAAGGUUGGAAGAGGUGAAACGCGACAGGCAAUUCAGUGUAAGCAGAGGUGGCAUAAACUGAAUGAUCUCAUUUGUAAGUUUUGUGGAGCCUAUGAGGCUGCAACGAGACAAAAAACAAGUGGCCAGAGUGAGUCUGAUGUUGUUAAACUGGCCCACGAGAUUUUCUACAAUGAUCAUAAGAAGAAUUUUACCCUUCACCACGCUUGGGAGGAGCUAAGGAAUGACCAGAAAUGGAGCGAAUUUGCAACUGCUAAGAUGGAUGUAAGCGGUAAGAAGAGAAGGUGUUCGGAUGGAGCACAAUCCAAAAGCUCUCAAGCAACUACGAACCUAGGUUAUCAUCCAACAAAACGUCCUCCUGGUGUUAAGGUGGCUAAAGGAGCAUCUGGUAAGAGGAGUGUAGUGGAUCACACGGCUGUCUCUCAGCUUUAG